Messenger RNA from Lottia gigantea (owl limpet), 4101 nucleotides. RefSeq lists its product as hypothetical. Gene Ontology annotation, molecular function: aminoacyl-tRNA deacylase activity; leucine-tRNA ligase activity; ATP binding. The record is from RefSeq and is a predicted model, not a curated record. NCBI's taxonomy places the organism in Eukaryota, Metazoa, Mollusca, Gastropoda, Lottiidae. Bases 1 to 3528 code for a protein of 1175 amino acids. Gene Ontology annotation, biological process: leucyl-tRNA aminoacylation. The transcript has 30 exons.
AUGGAAAGAAAGAGUACAGCCAAGCUUACUGAGUUGUUAGAUAUUCAGAAGAAAGUUCAAGAGAGAUGGGAAGAAGAGAAAAUAUUUGAACAAGAUGCUCCUGCUGCAGGAACACCCGAGGCCAAACAAGAAAAAUAUCUUGCUACUUUUCCUUAUCCUUACAUGAAUGGUAGAUUACAUUUAGGACAUACUUUUUCUUUGUCUAAAUGUGAGUUUGCAAUGGGUUAUCAAAGACUAAUUGGUAAAAGAUGUCUGUUCCCAUUUGGUUUACAUUGUACUGGUAUGCCAAUCAAGGCUUGUUCUGAUAAAUUAAAACGUGAAAUGGAAGUAUAUGGCUAUCCACCAGUAUUCCCUGUAGAAGAGGAACCAACAGAAACUGUCAAGAAAGAUGUAGAAUCAGUUAUAGCUGAUAAAUCAAAACGAAAGAAGGGAAAAGUUCUAGCUAAAACAGGAGGAUUAAAAUAUCAAUGGAUGAUAAUGAAGGCUUUAGGUUUAUCUGAUCAAGAAAUAGCUGAAUUUGCUGAUCCUGCUCAUUGGUUGAAAUACUUCCCACCACAUGCUAUCAAUGAUUUGAAAGGAAUGGGGAUAAAGGUUGAUUGGAGAAGAUCAUUCAUAACAACUGAUGCUAAUCCAUAUUAUGAUUCAUUUGUUCGCUGGCAAUUUAAUCAUUUAAAAGCUAGAGAUAGGAUCAAAUUUGGUAAAAGGUAUACCAUAUUUUCACCUAAAGAUAAUCAACCUUGUAUGGAUCAUGACAGACAGUCAGGAGAGGGUGUGGGACCACAAGAAUAUACCUUAAUUAAGUUGAAAGUAUUAGAUCCUUUACCACCAAAAUUACAAAAACUAAGUAAAAAGAAGAUCUAUUUAGUAGCUGCUACAUUAAGACCAGAGACUAUGUUUGGACAGACUAACUGUUGGAUUAGACCUGAUAUGAAGUAUGUAGCAGUAGACAUCAUUGAUAAUCAAGUAUUUAUUUGUACAACUCGUGCUGCACGUAAUAUGUCAUACCAAGGUUUUACUAAAAGUAAUGGUCAAUUUGAGGUCUUGGUAGAUUUAAUUGGUCAGGAUAUUAUGGGUAUAAAGUUAUCAGGGCCAUUAACAUGUUAUGAUGUUAUUUAUACGUUACCAAUGUUAACUAUUAAAGAAGAUAAAGGUACUGGAGUAGUAACUAGUGUUCCCUCAGAUUCACCUGAUGAUUUCGCAGCUCUUAGAGAUUUAAAGAAAAAAGCACCUCUAAGAGAGAAGUAUGGAAUAACAGAUGAAAUGGUCCUGCCUUUUGAACCUGUACCUAUAAUAGAUGUGCCAGAAUUUGGUACUCUCUCAGCUAUUGUAGCCUGUGAUAAAUUAAAGAUACAGUCCCAGAAUGAUAAAGAUAAAUUACAAGAAGCUAAAGAAAUGGUGUAUAUGAAGGGUUUUUAUGAAGGGGUAAUGGUAGUAAAAGGAUAUGAAGGACAGAAAGUUAAAGAUGUUAAAGCUAGUCUGAAGAAAUUAAUGAUUGAUAGAAAAGAAGCUGUGGUGUAUCAAGAACCAGAAAAAUUAGUUAUGUCUAGAUCUAAUGAUGAAUGUAUUGUAGCAUUGUGUGAUCAGUGGUAUUUAGAUUAUGGUGAAGAGAAAUGGAAACAAGAGACAUUAACAGCUAUCAAUAAAUUAGAAACUUUUACAGAUGAUACUAGGAAAAACUUAAUGGCCACCGUAGAUUGGUUACAUGAGUAUGCUUGUUCAAGAUCAUACGGUUUAGGUACUAAGUUGCCUUGGGAUCCACAGUAUUUGAUAGAAUCUCUAUCAGAUUCCACAAUAUACAUGUCAUUCUAUACAGUAGCUCAUCUAUUACAAGGUGGUGUAGUAGAUGGUAGCAAGGUUGGACCAGCUAAUAUCAAAGCAGACCAAAUGACAGAUGAAGUAUGGGAUUAUAUUUUCUUUAGUUCUGCUAAAUUUCCUAAGAAAACUAAAAUACCUAAAGCUACAUUAGAUAAACUAAAGAAUGAAUUUAGUUAUUGGUAUCCAGUAGAUGUACGAUGUUCAGGAAAAGAUUUGAUACCCAAUCAUUUAACAUAUUUUAUGUAUAAUCAUUGUGCUAUUUGGCCAGAAGAUAGUUCAAAAUGGCCGAAAGGAAUCCGUGCCAAUGGUCAUCUGUUACUAAAUUCAGAAAAGAUGUCAAAAUCAACUGGUAACUAUUUAACAUUAAAAGAUGCUAUAUAUAAAUACUCAGCUGAUGGAAUGAGAUUUUCACUUGCUGAUGCUGGAGAUGGUAUAGAAGAUGCUAAUUUUGUGGAGAAAAUGGCCGAUGCUGGAUUAUUAAGAUUGUUUACGUUUUUAGAAUGGGUGAAAGAAAUAUUAUCUAUCAAACUUACAUUAAGAUCAGGUCCUAUUAGUGAAUAUACUUUUAAUGACAAGGUCUUUUUAAGUGAAAUGAAUAAAGCUAUGAAAGAAACUGGAGACUAUUAUGAGAAGUAUAUGUUUAAAGAAGCUUUAAGAACGGGAUUCUUUGAAUUCCAGGCUUUAAGAGAUACAUAUAGAGAAGUAGAAAUAAAGGGAAUGCAUAUAGAUCUAGUAUUUCAGUUUAUAUGUAAUCAAGUUUUGAUAUUGAGUCCUAUUUGUCCUCAUGUUUGUGAACAUAUCUGGGCUUUAAUGGGACAGAAAGAGAGUAUUAUGAGGAGUAGAUGGCCAGUAGAAGGACCUAUAGAUAAUAUAUUAAUACAAUCUUCAGCCUAUUUAACAGAGUCUACACACUCAUUUAGACUACGAUUAAAAACAGCUAUGGCACCAGGAAAAGGAAAGAAAGUAGCAAUUACUCCUACUCAUGGUACUAUAUGGGUAGCUAAAACAUACCCACCAUGGCAGAUGACAGUUAUUACAACUUUAAAACAGAUGUAUGAGGAAAAGAAAGAAAUGCCAGAUAAUAAGGUAAUAGCAGGAGCUCUCCAUUCAAAACCAGAAUUGAAGAAAUAUAACAAGAAAGUCAUGCCUUUUGUUCAGAUAUUAAAGGAAAACUUUUCUAAAUGUGGAGUAAAAGCAUUCAAUCUUACAACAGAAUAUAAUGAAAAGGAAGUAUUAGAAGUUAAUCUAAAAUACUUGGUUUCAACCUUAGAGUUGGAAGGAAUUGAUAUAAGAUAUUCUGAAGAGGCAGAUGAUAAGGUGAAAGAAGAAUGCUGUCCAGGAAAACCUUUCAUGACUUUCACUGAACAGCCUUCAGUCAGAGUAAGAUUUGUCAAUCCUCAACAAUCUACUGGUUUAUUUGAAAUAUCUCUACCUAUCUUUCAAAAUGAUACAACUAGUAAAAUAAAGUCUAGAUUAUCAAAGUUAGAACGCUCCAAGAUAAAAGAUGCUGAAAAUAUAAAGAUUCUUAGAUAUGAAGAUCCUGAAACUGGUCACAGAAAGAUGCCGAACUUCCAUAAUCAGGAAGAAGGAAAAGUGAAAAUUCCUGAUAAUUCUGUAUUCCAUAUAGAUUUCGAUAAACAAAUAGUAGAAAUACAAGAAAAUAGCAAGAAAGUCUCCACAGGAUAUCAACUAAUUUAUAUUGUCUCUUCUUGAGUUAACAAUUUUUUUUUGUUCAAUUUAUUUAAUUGUGCUAUUAUUUCUUUAUUAUGAUUUGACAAUUUCAGUUGAGCUUAGAGUGUAGAGUAUUACAUCAUUGAAAUAUAUUCGAACCAAAAUAUGUUUAUUCAAACAAGCAGUCCGUUUCAUUUUUUACUUUAAAACAAAUCAAGGCAAACCUUCUCCAGAGGCCAUAAAUCAUUAUUUGCAUUUUAAUACUAUCACUGUGUCACAUGUUUAUAACCUGGCAGGGCAUGAUUACGCUUUUUACCACAUAAAACUUUGAUGCAACUGGGUGUAUUAACCCUUCAUUUUUGAAGAGUCUGAGCUCUUACCUGUUUAGUUUGUCUUGUCAUAAUUUUUAGGGUUAAGGGUUACAAGUUUCUAUAUUUGAAUAUUAAUAAGCCUGGAGGUAAUUACUUUUGUAAUUGAUGAUUGUUGAUUUCCAUCCAUCAAAAUAUCUACUGAUAAAACAUUUUGUAAUUAUAAAGUUAAAAAAUUGAACUGGCAGGAAAUUGUAAAUUGAAUUUAAAUUUGAAAAUUAUGCUAACCAAAUAAAAUUUCUUUCCU